Molecule: messenger RNA, 3881 nt
Organism: Linum trigynum
Lineage: Eukaryota; Viridiplantae; Streptophyta; Magnoliopsida; Malpighiales; Linaceae
Source: the annotation of a GenBank genome assembly
GGUAAUAAUAAUAAUAAUAAUAAUAAUAAUAAUAAUAAUAAUAAUAUAUCAGCUCGCAAGUAGAGACUGAUACAAUAAUAUAUGGAUAAAGUCCAUAAUUUUUUUUAUAUAUUUUUUAUUUGACAUACAUAGAGGUCAGACGUCAGACGUCAGAGGAGACAUAAGUCAUUACAAGGAUAGCGAGGCAGAGAGGACAAAGGCAACAACACAAGAGGACCGGACGUACGCCCUCUUCCUACAACAGGCUACGGAUGAUAUCCAUAACUUUUAUUUAUUUGAUAUAUAUCUAUAUAUAUAGCAUAUAUCUUGAUUGCGGCGCGCAGUCAGUCGCCAUUCUUUAUGCAGCAGCUGAAAAAACAAAAGCAGCAGAGGGGGUUGAUCCCCUGAAGCCGGCGGGAACUGGGAAGUCUCGCCGCUGCAACUGUACCGGCAGAGCACAUCAGCAGGACAGUGAGGUACAGAAAGUAAAGAAAGAGGACAUAACCACGUUUGGCCUCCAUGGAAUAGUGCUUCAGAUUGUUUCAGCUCAGUUACCUAAUUAUUUGUGCUUAUUGUUGAAUUUGCUUCUGGUAGGUAAGGGGAAUUACGUUUGCUGUUUAACACAUGUAUUUAUACUAACAGCUCAGUUUGUUAUUAGCAGCCAUCCAACAACCAAUCCCACAUACCAUUUCCUUUUAGUUAGUUAGGUGUAUUUACUUUUCAAAACCCACCUUCUUAAGGAUAACUGCUUUCGGUAAUUAAAUAUUCAGUUGGUAGUUAGCAGGUAAGAAACAAAUUAAAAAAAUUGGUUGUUCGUUGAGCCAUAAAGAACAUUUCAUCGGGCCGGGACAAAGUUUAGGCCUUUGUGUUUACUGGGCCUGUUUUGAUCAUAUUCGUGUAGAUCAAUGGUUGGCGGCUGUGGAUCAUAUGUACGUAGUAGAAGCGCGCGCCUAUGUCGUAGGAGGACAAAGCUGAAAGACAUGCAUGGUAUCUAUGAUACAUAACGCGCGUGCUAAAUUUGAAAGAGAAAAGCCUUAAAUGGAAUGGAAAUAGUCUCCACUCUCGACUCCAGCACCAUUGUGAUCCGUGUUCCAAAUGAAAGCUAUCAGACAAAUGCAGGCCAGCGCAUUCCAAUGAAUAGUGGAGCCUCUAUUCUAGAAUUAAGAUGUACGGUCCCAUUAUUUUAAAUAAUAAUUCGAACUAAAAUUAACCAUCAACUCUUCGGUUGUUCUAUGAAAAUGGCAAUAACAACGUUAUUCAUACAAUAAUUUGACAUAAAAUUAACCCACAACUCUUCAACUUUUGUAUUACGCGAGAAAUCAUCACCAUCAUUAAUUUAUUGGGGAUUUGAUGUGUUAUUUUCUAACACAAAUAGGGCAUUCAUAACACAUAUAAGACUUUAACAAUGAAUAUACGUGACUCGUUUAUAUAAACAUGUGAACAUUGAGCAAGCACGGCACAAGCAAGAGUGUUAAUCAAACAUAUUUAAACACACACCAUUAUGACCAUAAGCAAUCAAUUAUACACGGCAAGUUAUACAAUUCAAGUUCAUCAUAUAAUAUAGGACUGGAUCCACUAACAUACCUACGAUGGAGGCCCCCUAAUAUUCUGAGACCCUAUGCCGGAGGGCCUCUCUACACACUCUAUUCGCCGGCCCUGAGGCUAACCCAAACAACAUAAACCAAAAGAUAGUGUAGGGGGAUCGGUUACCGGUUACAUCUGUUAACGGUACGAGAAUCGGUCCCCCAAGGUACCAGUAUUCUUCUCCUGAUUUCUUGAUAUUCUCCAAAUUACCUGCAGGGACAUUUAGCAGCUCCCUACCUCAACGAUGGCGUUUGGAGCGCGGAGUGGCCAGUGGAGGAAGAGGAAUACAGAGGGGAGGAAACGGAGAGGCAAGUUUGGACAACGCUGAAAGGACUAAAAAUAAGAUCGGCUCUGACCAUCUAUAGAUGUUGAUCCACCUACCUAUCUACCCAAAAAUAGCAACGUGGACUCCAGCUACCAAGCACAGAAGUUUGGAUGUAUAGUUGAGGAAUGAAGCACUAGCCAGCUAGGUAGACGGGAAGGUAAACUGAUGGUCGUGGGAAAUCGCAAAGGAAAACAAGAUGAGGGAUAAGAUGGGAAAUAUAAAUAUUGUAUGGUACCAAAUGGGCUGGAUUUAGAUUGGGUCUGAUUUGGAAUAAUUUAUGUGGGUCGAUGGAUCUAGCUACUUAGCUUGAACUAAACCCAAAUGCUACCACCACCACCAAACCCAUUGCCAUUGGCACCCUCCGUUAUGUGUGUACACAAUUCAUAUAUAUUUCAGUUAUGGGGUAAAUUGUAAUGUCGGUCUCAGGGCAGGGGCGGAGCCAGGAUUUGGUUUUCGGGGGUCUGAAAUUUUCUAGUCCCUUACUGCAAAAAAAUGUUUGACCUAAAUAAAAAUUAUUUAAAUUAUUAUUAUAACUAUAUAUUUUUAAAGAUGAUUAACAUCAUUCAAAACAAAAUCUAAACUAACAAAUUUUGCUAUGAUAGGUUCGAUUAGGGCUGGCUAUUUGGACCGGGACCGGAUGAAAAACCGGAAACCGGACCUUAUAACCCGGACCGAGACCGGACCGGGACCGGAUAGUAAACAAUCCAAUCCAAUCUUUGGGCUUAGAUUUGAGGUAAAAAACCGGAUAAAGACCGGAUAAGAGAGCUCAACACCCAAAACUUAAGGGUAAUUUGCAUAAACGGUCACAAACCUUUGCACUUAGUACAAAACUUAACCAACUCCUCACCCUUUUAGGCCUUAGGCCACUCAAAUUCCCACAAUCUCAAUAUAAAAUCAAGACCGAAUUGGGACCGGACCGGGUCAAGACCGGACCGGAUCAAGACCGGACUGUAUCCAAUCCAAUCUUCGGUCCUUAUAUUUUCAAAAAAACCGGACUGGACCGGAUCAAUUUGGGCCAAUUUAACCGGACCGGACCGUAUAGCCACCCCUAGGUUCGAUAUAGAUUACAAAAGAGGAAGAAAAAUUAAUAAUUCGUUUAAUAUUAUAUAAUCCAUCAUAUUUUCAGACAUAAUAAGUUAAAAUUUUUUAGUUAAAAUCUUGAUCGAGUUUUUAAUUAUAUAGGAGUUUGAGAAAAAGAAUAUACAAUUUGGAAAACAAUUAGCUAAUCUAAUUUGAAACUAUAGGACUUCGAAGAAAUUGAUAACUCAUUAUUUAAAUUAUUAUUAGGGUUAAUACCCUAGUUUGACCCGAAAUAUAGCGAUAAUGACAGUUUUGGCCCCAUUUUUCAAAUAAGAAAUUUUGACCCACUUUUGAAAUUAUUGGAUAAAUUUGGCCGAGAUUUUCUUUGACUAUUAAUAUUAACAGUCAAACACUUAUUUCGUCAGUGACUCAGCAUCUAAGGUUGAAGUGGCAGUGAUGUGGCUUCCAUGUCAUUUAUUUAUGCUAAAAUAAUAAUAAAUAAAACAAAAAUAAAUAGCAUAAAAAUUAUGGAUUUCCCGUCCACAAGCGCCUCCACCUUCCCCAUCCAUCGCGGUAGCCGUCCUCUCAGAUUCCACUUUGUCGUCGUCAGCAAGAUCGGCGGAUUCACUCGAAUUUCAUCUUCUCCCUCGAAUCGAUCUGGAGUAAAAAUCGAAAGCGAUGGGAAGCUAGCAGUUGGGGAUCUGAGGCCGACGAUUUCGUCUUCUCUCCUCGUCGUCCACUGCACCUUCUCCUUCCACGGCAACUCUCGCUGUUGCCAUCAGUCGUCGUUGUCAUCCCUUGCCGUGUCAACUGACCUGGAAUCCUGAUGCUGGAAGGAUUGGAAGACUGAAGCGAAGUGAAGAAGGAGAAGGAUCAAACGUUGCCGUUUCCAUUUCCUGUUUUAAGUUGUUGUUGCUAAACUCUGUCGUUUUACCUAAGUUCUAUUAGCCGUUAUUAAACACUGCUUUUGUUU